UACAGUCCAGGGGCCGGUUGCACCAACUGGGCGUAAGCCUGGUCGUAACUACGCCUGGUCGUAACUUGGCGUUCUAAGUCCAACCUAACCGUUACGUCGGUUGCACCAACUGGGCUUAGCGUUCUUUUCACUAAGACCAAGGCUUAAAUCCUACGCCUGGUCAGGGGCAGGCGUAGAGUUGAAAUUUCUGCUGUUUCCAUAGCAAUUACAAUAAAAAAAAAAAACGUUACAAUCAAUCCAUCCAGCGCUAAUAUGGCACGUAUUAUCCAUAGGUUGUACAACGAGCGGGCAUUUAGACGGGAAAGGGUAUUUAGGGACAGAAGCAAUCCAUUGGACAUUUAUAAUGACGAGGAGCUGAUUGAGAGGUUUCGAUUCUGUAGGAGAGAUCUGUUUGAAUUAAUAGAAGAGCUGUCACCGGAUUUACAGUUCGUGUCGGACCGCAAUGCAGCGCUACCACCGCCCUUGCAACUGCUGAUUGCGCUUCGUUUUUUCGCAAACGGGGCUUUUCAGAACACUGUAAGCGACAUGGUGAGGGUCCAUAGAUCGACCGCCUGUCGGGUAAUCCGGAGGGUUUCCCUGGCUUUGAGCCGCCGCAUCGCUCGUUACGUCCACCUCCCGAACGAGGAAGAGGCGGCGGCGAUGAAGGAACGGUUCCGCCAGGCGUCCGGUAUGCCUGGGAUCGUGGGCUGCAUAGACGGGACACAUGUGCAGAUCCAGGCCCCACAUGAGAACGAGUAUUUGUACGUUAAUCGAAAAGGUUACCAUUCGAUUAACGUACAAAUAGCUUGUGACGCAAAUUAUAACAUCAUUAAUUUGGUGGCGAGAUGGCCUGGAUCCACCCACGAUUCCCGCAUCCUCCGGGAGAGUGCGUUAUUGCAGGACUUCGAGGAAGGAAGGUGCAACGGGCUGCUCCUUGGGGACAGUGGAUACCCGCUGAAACGGUGGCUGAUGACCCCGCUAAUUGCUCCAACAACUGACCAAGAACGGAGGUAUAACACCAUACACUCCGCAACUAGGUCAGUUGUUGAGAGAUGUAUCGGGGUUCUCAAACGCAGGUUUCACUGUCUUCAUGGGGAGAUGCGGAUGCACCCAGAACGGGUCUGCACUGUAAUAGCAGCGUGCACAGUUCUGCACAACAUUUGCAUCGCCAAAAGAAUCCCUCUCCCCAGACACCAUCAGCCACCGGCAGUCCCCGAGGAAGAUGUGCGUCAAGCCACUCGGCCUGAGGACAUCGCUGGCCGAUUAGUCCGUGCUCAGCUCAUUAAUCAGUUGUAAAUA
Gadus macrocephalus (Pacific cod) is the source of this 1278-nucleotide messenger RNA. RefSeq names its product putative nuclease HARBI1. The transcript is spliced from 3 exons. NCBI's taxonomy places the organism in Eukaryota, Metazoa, Chordata, Actinopteri, Gadiformes, Gadidae. The record is from RefSeq and is a predicted model, not a curated record. Bases 253 to 1275 code for a protein of 340 amino acids.